Merops nubicus (carmine bee-eater) is the source of this 1336-nucleotide messenger RNA. RefSeq names its product malic enzyme 2, NAD(+)-dependent, mitochondrial (gene ME2). Gene Ontology annotation, molecular function: NAD binding; malate dehydrogenase (decarboxylating) (NAD+) activity; malate dehydrogenase (decarboxylating) (NADP+) activity. The record is from RefSeq and is a predicted model, not a curated record. The annotation marks the transcript as partial. Lineage: Eukaryota; Metazoa; Chordata; Aves; Coraciiformes; Meropidae. Gene Ontology annotation, biological process: malate metabolic process; pyruvate metabolic process. The transcript is spliced from 12 exons. Gene Ontology annotation, cellular component: mitochondrion.
AGGACUGUUUAUUUCUAUCUCAGACAGAGGCCACAUCAGGUCCAUCGUCAACAACUGGCCAGAGAAUGAUGUUAAGGCCGUUGUCGUCACGGAUGGAGAAAGAAUUUUGGGGCUUGGAGACCUUGGUGUGUAUGGGAUGGGAAUUCCAGUUGGAAAACUCUGCCUGUACACAGCCUGUGCAGGAAUACACCCAGAUAAGUGUUUGCCUGUCUGCAUCGACGUCGGGACCGACAACACCACCCUCUUAAAAGAUCCAUUUUACAUGGGCCUCUACCAAAAAAGGGAUCGCUCCCAGGUCUACGAUGACCUCAUUGAUGAAUUUAUGGAAGCCAUCACAGACAGGUAUGGCCAGAACACCCUGAUCCAGUUUGAAGACUUUGGAAACCACAACGCUUUUCGGUUUUUAAGAAAAUACAGAGAGAAAUAUUGUACCUUCAAUGAUGAUAUUCAAGGGACAGCUUCAGUGGCCUUGGCAGGACUGCUGGCAGCACAGAAGGCCACUGGUAAACCACUUGCAGAGCAGAAAGUGCUGUUCCUUGGAGCAGGAGAGGCUGCCCUGGGAAUUGCAAACCUCAUCGUGAUGGCCAUGAUGGAAAGUGGUGUUUCUGCUGAGGAAGCCUACAGGAGAAUAUGGAUGUUUGACAAAUAUGGUUUACUGGUUCAGGGUCGAGAACAUAAAGUAGAUUCCAACCAAGAACCCUUCACACAUCCAGCUCCAGAGCAGAUACCCAAGACCUUUGUAGAGGCAGUGAGUGUCCUUCGACCUUCAGCUAUCAUUGGAGUGGCAGGAGCUGGGAGGCUCUUCUCUCAGGAUGUGAUCAAAGCAAUGGCCUCUAUCAACGAGAGGCCCAUCAUCUUUGCCCUCAGCAACCCCACAGUGAAAGCUGAAUGCACAGCAGAGGAGGCCUACACCUUGACAGAGGGACGUUGCUUGUUUGCCAGUGGCAGUCCCUUUGAGCUGGUGACUCUGAAGGAUGGAAGAACCUUCAAACCAGGCCAAGGAAACAAUGCUUAUAUUUUUCCAGGCGUGGCUCUGGCUGUGAUCCUCAGCAGCGUGCGACAUAUUAGUGACAAGGUUUUCCUAGAAGCUGCUAAGGCAUUGGCAGAGCAGUUGACCGAUGAAGAGCUUGCACAAGGAAGGCUUUAUCCUCCACUGUCUAAUAUCAGGGAAGUUUCUAUUAAUAUUGCUGUCAAGGUUAUGGAAUUUUUAUAUGCCAACAACAUGGCUUUCCAUUACCCCGAGCCCGCCGACAAGAACCGUUACAUUCGCUCCAAGGUUUGGACCUACGAGUACGAAUCCUUCAUGCCAGAUGUCUAUGACUGGCCUGAAUCUAAG